Messenger RNA from Cavia porcellus (domestic guinea pig), 1057 nucleotides. RefSeq names its product coiled-coil domain containing 124 (gene Ccdc124). The record is from RefSeq and is a predicted model, not a curated record. Gene Ontology annotation, biological process: transcription by RNA polymerase II. The transcript has 5 exons. The coding region runs from base 173 to 835 and encodes 220 amino acids. NCBI's taxonomy places the organism in Eukaryota, Metazoa, Chordata, Mammalia, Rodentia, Caviidae. Gene Ontology annotation, cellular component: nucleus. Gene Ontology annotation, molecular function: transcription coactivator activity.
CGCUGGGGGAAGGAGUGGGAGGCUGAGGUAGGAAGAUCUCCGUGAGCUCGAGGUCAGCCUGGGCUAUAGAGGAGAGCCUGACUCCAAAAAUCAAAACCAGACAACAGUCCGGCCUGUGUCUUGGAGCCAGUGCUGGCCCCGCUCAGCACCCAUACCCCGCAGCUGCUGAGGGAUGCCCAAGAAGUUCCAGGGCGAGAACACCAAGUCUGCAGCCGCCCGGGCACGGAAGGCUGAGGCCAAGGCUGCGGCCGAUGCCCGGAAGCAGAAGGAGCUGGAGGACGCAUACUGGCGGGAUGAAGACAAACACGUCAUGAGGAAAGAGCAGCGCAAGGAGGAGAAGGAGAAGCGGCGCCUGGAGCAGUUGGAGCGCAAGAAGGAGACGCAGCGCCUGCUGGAGGAGGAGGACUCGAAGCUUAGGGGCGGAAGGGCGCCUCGCGCGGCACCCAGCAAGCUCACUCGUGCACAGAUCGAGGAUUCGCUGCGCCGCGAGCAGCAACAUCGCGAGGCUCCCGAGCCAGAGAAAGCCAAGAGCCACCUGGAGGUGCCGCUGGAGGAGAACGUGAACCGCCGCGUGCAGGAUGAGGGCAGUGUGGAGGCGCGCACCAUCGAGGACGCCAUCGCUGUGCUCAGCGUAGCGGAGGAGGCUGACCGGCACCCAGAACGGCGGAUGCGGGCGGCUUUCACGGCCUUCGAGGAGGCCCAGCUGCCUCGACUCAAGCAGGAGAACCCCAACAUGCGGCUGUCCCAGCUGAAGCAGCUGCUAAAGAAGGAGUGGUUGCGCUCCCCCGAGAACCCCAUGAACCAGCGGGCCGUGCCCUUCAAUGCCCCCAAGUGAGACCGGAACUGAGGACACCGCCCCGUCUUGGGGUCCAGGCUGCCACCCUGUACACCCUCCCUCUAGCUGGGUCACCAGGAUUGCAGAGUAGUGCUGGCCCAGGUGCCGUCAACACCACCUCGGGAUGGAGGGUCCCCUCCCUCCUCAGAGACAUCCUCACCUUGGUGGUCAUUGUCCGUGGCCACGGCUGAGUGCCCAAUAAAGGCAGGCGAGGCUGUGCUA